Molecule: messenger RNA, 1218 nt
Organism: Brassica oleracea var. oleracea
Lineage: Eukaryota; Viridiplantae; Streptophyta; Magnoliopsida; Brassicales; Brassicaceae
Exons: 4
Coding region: 1-1218 (405 amino acids)
Source: RefSeq, a predicted model, not a curated record
AUGGCGUUGAAUGUUCGCAACAAAUUGGGGUUUAUCGACGGAACUAUCCCCAAGUCCCCUCUCAAUCAUCGUGAUUAUGGUUCUUGGUCAAGAUGCAACGAUAUGGUGGCGACUUGGCUCAUGAACUCUGUCUCCAAGAAGAUUGGCCAGAGCUUGUUGUUUAUGUCAACCGCUGAGUCAAUAUGGAGGAACUUGUUGGCUCGUUUCAAGCAGGACGAUGCGCCUAGAGUUUAUGAGAUUGAGCAGCGAUUGAAUUGUACUUGUGGACGAUGCGAAUGUAAUGCGGCUUUGCUUUGGGAAAAGAUGCAGCAGAGAAGCAGAGUUACGAAGUUUCUGAUGGGUCUUAAUGAAGCUUAUGAAUCCACACGACGUCAUAUUCUUAUGCUAAAGCCAAUACCUGAUAUUGAGGAUGUGUUCAACAUGGUUACACAAGAUGAGCGACAGAAGACACUUAAGCCGUCUACUCGAAUGGAAAAUGUGGCAUUUCAACAUUCAUCAUCAACUGAGAUGUCUCACACUGGUUCAAUGGAGUCUGGUUUUUACAAUGGUCUUUCUGAGAAUGCCGCGUAUGCAGCAGCUUUUCAGGGCAACUGUUACCCGCAAAAGCCUGUUUGUACUCAUUGUAGCCGCACUGGACAUACUGUACAGAAGUGCUAUAAGCUCCAUGGCUAUCCCCCAGGUCAUAAGUUGCAUCAGAAGCCAUCGACUCCUCGUGGACAAACACAAUCUAAUCAGAAACCGAACUUCCCUUCGCAGUCUCCAUUGCAACAUUCUCACCCUGCUACUGCUAAUGCUGUCUCUACAACAUGCCCUUCUUUGGAUCUUAACCAGUUUACUACUGAUCAAGUUCAGAGCUUGUUAACGCAGCUGAUUGCUCAGAAAAGGGUCAAUGACAAACAACCCAUCUCUCAACAACCAUCAGGCACUAUUACUGAACAUGGUUUCAUGGCCUCUACAUCUACUGCUGGUGUGACAGUCUCUCUCCCUAACGACACUAGUAUUUCUAUCAGUCAUACGAGGACAGUGAAAAUUUCUGAUACACUUGUUCUUCAUAAUGUUCUGCAUGUUGACUCAUUCAAAUUCAAUCUAUUGAGUGACCAUAUUCAGGACUUAACGAUUGGUAAAGGGUUGCUUAUGCAUGGUCUUUACAUUCUGGAGCCUAUCUCGCAUUCUUUUUCAAAUUCUUUAUGUGGUUCUUUGGUCGAUGGGACUCUAUGA